AUGCGCCAAAACAACGUGCGGCAACUCAAGGCGGCCGCACCCCCGCCACCGAUAGGGGUCCGAGCCGUAAACCCACCCGAGCCGCGCAUUCGAACACAACGAUCGUUCAUCUCCAAGUCCACGUCCCACCUACCGGCGCCGCCGUCGUUUGAUGCCGAUAUUGAGCUCACACCCGAGGUGUGCCGGCGUCUCGUGGCGCUUCGCGACGAUGUCGAGAUGCUUCUCGAGCACUACACGAGCCUUCACGCGAAGCACUUGCAGAUGCAGGCGCCACCGACGUCGAAUGGAGUGCAGACGUCCCAUUCCCCCUAA
Molecule: messenger RNA, 312 nt
Organism: Saprolegnia parasitica CBS 223.65
Lineage: Eukaryota; Oomycota; Saprolegniomycetes; Saprolegniales; Saprolegniaceae
Exons: 1
Coding region: 1-312 (103 amino acids)
Source: RefSeq, a predicted model, not a curated record